CAAUAUUUGAAGUCGUGGGGUUCAAUCAAUGUUCAUGGCACUUUAAUUGACACGCCUCCUAUAACCGACGAAGCUCCUUUUCCGUUUGCGUUUGCGUUUUCCUGGAAAAAAUUUGGGAUCAAUCGGAAAACAAAGUAAAGGCCUAUUGAGAAACCAUGAGCAACGAGUACGAUUAUUUGUUCAAGCUUUUGUUGAUCGGUGACUCAUCUGUUGGAAAAUCAUGUCUCCUUCUUCGAUUCGCUGAUGAUGCGUACAUUGACAGUUACAUAAGUACCAUUGGUGUUGACUUCAAAAUUAGGACGAUUGAGCAGGAUGGGAAGACGAUUAAGCUUCAAAUCUGGGACACUGCUGGGCAAGAGCGUUUCAGGACUAUCACUAGCAGCUACUAUAGAGGAGCUCAUGGAAUCAUUAUUGUGUAUGACUGUACUGAGAUGGAGAGCUUCAACAACGUGAAGCAGUGGUUGAGUGAGAUUGACAGAUAUGCUAAUGACAGUGUAUGCAAGCUUCUUAUCGGUAACAAGAAUGAUAUGGUUGAAAGUAAAGUUGUUUCCACCGAAACUGGAAAGGCCUUAGCAGAUGAGCUCGGAAUACCCUUUCUCGAGACAAGUGCUAAGGAUUCUAUCAACGUCGAACAGGCAUUCUUAACUAUUGCUGGCGAGAUCAAGAAGAAAAUGGGAAGCCAGACGAAUGCAAACAAGACAUCUGGAAGUGGAACUGUCCAAAUGAAAGGUCAGCCAAUCCAACAGAACAAUGGCGGUGGUUGCUGCGGUCAGUAGUUAGCAAAGUGUUAUCAAAACUAUGAUAUGAUUUUGAAAACCUGCAGCUACGUCGAUAGAAUGAUAACAAGACAGAGGAGAUAACACGGAUGAGAAUGAAGAUUUAUACUUCAGAGAUUCGAGCUUAACUCAACUUCCUUACAAAACAAUUUCUACAUUACAUUAACUUAACUCAUCAUAUAACCACAUGGUUUCAAAAGAGCCUAGAUGCAUCACAAUUACACGCUUAUUUUUAUAUUCUAGAUAUAAUCAGUAUCAACAUUAUUGUUCUGUUUUCUUUUUAUGUAGUAGAUUCAGACUUGGAUUCAUGCAUUUACACAAAUUUUCAAA
Eruca vesicaria subsp. sativa (arugula) is the source of this 1106-nucleotide messenger RNA. Lineage: Eukaryota; Viridiplantae; Streptophyta; Magnoliopsida; Brassicales; Brassicaceae. The record is from the annotation of a GenBank genome assembly.